This is a messenger RNA of Saprolegnia parasitica CBS 223.65, 13866 nucleotides long. RefSeq lists its product as hypothetical. The transcript is spliced from 5 exons. Gene Ontology annotation, cellular component: axoneme. Lineage: Eukaryota; Oomycota; Saprolegniomycetes; Saprolegniales; Saprolegniaceae. The record is from RefSeq and is a predicted model, not a curated record. Bases 1 to 13866 code for a protein of 4621 amino acids. Gene Ontology annotation, biological process: axonemal central apparatus assembly; cilium movement.
AUGGCCGCCGACCACCGCGGAUCGUCCGUGGCGCUCUCGCAGCUGCCCAUGUGGGGCCGGCCCACGACCGAUGCGACCGAGAAGCUGCGCCCGAGCCAGCUCCUGCACGAGCUCACGUCCAAGAACGCCAAGGGCUCCAAGGGCUCGAUCCCGCGCAUCAUCGAGUUUAUGAACCUCGAAGACCACUCGUCGCAGAGCUCGUCGACCGUGCCCGUGGACCGCCCGCUGUUUGAGCCGAACCCGGGUGCUAUCCUCUUUGACGAGUACAUUCCGUUCAAUACGCACUACGCCAAGCUCGCUCUGCGCAACAACGACACGGUCGCGCGCCGCAUCAAGAUCGAGGCGCCCGACUCGCCAUUUUUCAAAAUCAAAAAGCUGCAUGGCGCCGAGCGCGACGGCAAGGUCGCAGCAGGUAUCGAAGUGGCGUACACGGUCGAGUUCCUGCCCCAGGAGCGGCGCGAGUAUGCGCUCGACCUCAUUUGUGUCACCGAGCGCGAAAAAUUCGUCGUGCCCGUCCGUGCCCGGGGCACGUUUGCCGCCCUGAGCUUUCCGGACGAAGUCGACUUUGGUCUGUGCCCCGUCAAAAUCAAGUGCUCCAAAGUCAUGACCGUCCACAACGUCGGCACACGUGGCGCCAAGUUUGUCUUGACGGCCUCGGCGCCGUUCACCGUCUCGCCCCAGACGGUCUACUUGGACAUUGGGGCGGCCAUCCAAGUCGAAAUGGAGUUUCAUCCCAAGCACACGAAAGAGCGCGAAGGCGAGCUCGCAAUCCAGGACGACAGCGGCCGCGCCUCGUACGUCAAACUCGUUGGCGACGUGACCAAUCUCGAAGUAUAUUUGAGCCACCCGAUGGUCGAGCCGACGCCGGCGUAUCUCACGCUGAGCUCGCGCAAGCGCAUCAAAAUCUGCAACGGCAGCGACCACCCGGUCGAGUUUUCCUGGAAAGCCUACGCGGGCGAGAAGAGCGAAGAGACCGAGCGCGCACGGCUCUUGGACGAACUCAAGCGCAUGGAAGCGUCCGAAGUCGAGCAUCUCGGCGACUGCAGUGACGACGAACGCGUCGAUCUCAUGGGCAUUCUCCACCGCAAGUACAAGAAUCUGCGCAAGGCCGUGCUCGACGAUCCCAUGAAUUUCGUGGACGAGUGUUUCUCGCUCGAGCCGGCGAGCGGCAAGAUCUGGGCGCACUCGGACGCAGAGAUCACCGUGACGUUUGUGCCGCACGUCGCCGCCACGUAUGCGGGCACGGCGUUUCUGGACAUCUCUGGUCGCGACACGCGCUUGCCGCUGCAGAUCCGGGGCCGCGGCAUCGGCCCGCAAGCGUGCAUUCUCUACGACGACCUCUUUGACUUUGGCGACGUCUUCAUCAACGAUCCGCAGACCCACGAUUUUUCGAUUCAAAAUCGCGGCGAGAUCCCCGCCGAGUUUGCGUUAGUGCCGAUUCCGUUGCCGCCUGGCGUCGACAUUGCCUUUGCGCCAUCGAGCGGCGUCCUGGGCAUUGGCGAAACCUCCAAAGUGUACUUGACGUUUGCGUCGGCCGUCCUCGGCGAGAUUAGCAUCACGUUCAACUUUAAACUCAAGGGCUCGGACGACCUCCUCCGCGUGCGCUUCAAGGCGCAUGUGAUCCCGCCCAUGUUUCACUUUGACGUCGAGACGAUCGACUUUGGCAUCGUCUCGUAUGCGUUCGAGCAGUCGAAAGUCGUGCACCUCAUCAAUACAUCGCGGAUCGCGAUGACGUAUAGCCUCCGCAUCCCGCAAGACGGCCUCUACAAGCACCAAGAGUUUGUGCUUUCGCCGUCCCAAGGCACCUUGGCGCCCUUUGGGACGCAAGCGAUCCAUAUCGCGUUUACAAGCGUCAACGUCAAGCGCUACGAGUACUUUUUGGUCGUGAGCGUCCAAGGCGUCGGCUCGGACCUCCUCAACAUUCCCGUCCUCGCGCAGUGCUUUGUACCUGAAGUCCACGUUCUCAAACCCGACUUGGUGUACGGCGACUGCUACCUCCGGUAUCCGCACGUGCAGACACUUCAUUUGAUCAACACCAACAUGCACCUGCCCGCCAAGUAUGAAAUCGUAGCCCAAGACGACCACUCGAAAGUGGUCGCUGUCUUCUCGGGCGACAAGCCCAGUGGCGAUAUUGACGCCAACUCGACGCUCGCGAUAGAUAUCGCCUUGGUCUGCGAAAAGCUCGGCAGCAUCCGCCUGCCGCUGUACGUGCGCAUUGCGGGCUCGAUUGAUUUGCCUCUCUCGGUGACCAUCGUGGCCAUGGGCCGAGGGCCGAGUGUAGAGUUGGACGCGGAAGCGCUCGCGUGGGGACCUGUCUCGUGCCUCGUAGACCACCCCAAGAGCCUUCGUUUGACCAAUACGAGCUUGAUUCCGGCGCCGUUCAAGACCUUUAUACGCAACGCGCGGUCGAAAUUUACCGUCGACCAAAAGGAAUAUACGCUAUCGCCUGGCGAGACGAUCGUGAUGAACAUCGUCGCCAACCUCGACGACACGAUCGUCUUCAAGGAGCAGCUGCACAUUCUCGUGACGGAAGGCCACAAUAUCGUGAUCCCGCUCUCGGCCAAGGGCACGGGCACGACCAUGUGGUCCCAAAGCGACAUGAAGCUCAUUGACUUUCAGUUUCAGAUGACCAACAAGCAAAACAAAGGCAAGCGCGGCCAAAUGCUCGUGUGGGUCAACAAAACGAUCCGGCAGCAGCAACUCGAGCUGCUCCAGAAAGCCAAGACACUUCAAAAGACGUCGAGCAAGGCCAGCACCAAGUCGAUCGACGUCGGCGACGACGUGACGCCGAUCUUCUCGGUGUUUCCAGCGUCGAUUGAGCUCAAGCCGCGCACCGCGUGCACAUUCUACUUUCGAGGCUUCUCGGCGUCGCCCGGAGUCAUGCGCGAAGAGCUCAUUUGUGAGACGCGCAUCGGCCAAGAGAAGAAUGCCAAGGUGGCGUUCGCGACCGAAAUUGUGGCGCAAUUUAUCAACCCCAAGAUCGAAGCGUCGUUGCCGAUGGGGCUGGACUUUGCCUACAUUUACGCCGACGGCGUCUCGAUGGAGACACAGUCGCAAGCGCUCAAGCUGCGCAACGUGUGCGAGCUCCCGCUUUCGUUUGUGCUGCGGACCCAAGUGCCGUUUGCCGUCGACACGUGGGAAGCGCUCUUGGAACCGAACGAAGCGCUCGACCUCAACGUCGAGUUUUACCCGGGGUACAAGGAUGACCAUUUGAGCCGCAUCAUCAACGGCAAGCUCGUGCUCAGCUACACGGGGCACCCGCAGCGCGACAGCUUGGAUCUACGCGGUGAAAUCGGAUUUCCGAAUUUAGAGUUUGAGUACUCGCGCAUCGACUUCGGGUGCAUUUUGAACGACACGCAAAAGUCCAUGCACGUCAAAGUCACCAACGUCUCCAAAGUCCCGACGUCGUUCCACUGGGUCUUUAUCGAAGACGAGAAGGAAGCGCGGGCGGCCGCGACGGUCAAGCGGCCGUACAUUCCCGUGAACCAAGUAUUUGACAUUCUGCCCAUCCGCGGCAACUUGCAGCCGGGCGAAGUCGAGGUUGUCGAAUUUAUCUUUUAUGGCCACGCGAACCGUAAGUUCAAGAGCCUCGUCGCGUGCGAAGUCAACGGCGGCCCCGAGUACGAGCUCACGCUGGCCGGCGAAGCGUCGUCGGUGACAUACCGCCUCGAUCGGCCGUACUUGGAUUUCGGCCCCGUCAUCUACAACAAGACCGAAGACCGCGAGUUUGCGAUCCACAACCUCGGCAAGGUCGCGUUUGCCUUUAACGUGUCGCUCGAGAAACUGUCGCGGGCCGGCGUCAUCGACGUGUCGCCUGUGUCCGGACGCAUCUUUGCCAACGACAAGCAGCGCAUCUCAGUCCGGUUCAAGCCCGGCAUUCCGGACACGCUCGUCGAGAGCAUUUGGCUCGAGAUUGCACACUUCCCGCCCGUCGAGUUUAAGCUCUACUGCCGCGGCAUCUUUGCAUCCCUGAGUGUCAACCUGCCGCGCGGCAAGACGCACCCCAACUGCGCGAUCGAAAACGUGCAGCCAAAGUGGCGCGACGUGCUCAAAGGCGCCAAAUACAACAUGGAGCACCCGCGCACCUCGUCGCUGCCACCAACGACCGCCGUGACGUGCGAGGCCGCAACGCUCGGCUUGGCGCGGCCCAAUUCGCGCGCACCAGUCGCGCAGCCCAAGCUCAACAAGGACGGGAUCCCCAUGACGGCCGUCUCGACCGAGCGAACGUCACGGACGACGGCGCGGAUGACGACGCGCAACAACGUGGCGCCAAUCACCAACGCGACCGCACGGAGCCAGAAAUCGCCCAUCAAGCACUCGGCGUCGGGCGACUCGUUGGAUGUGCUCACGCGCGGCCAGCACUACGACUCGGUGGACGUGGACACGGAAGCAUGUCGCAUGCUCUUUGUCAAGUACCUCUUGACGACGAUCCACGAAGAGGCGCCGACCGACUCGCCUCGGGACGAAAUGAACAACAACAACAACAGCGCGACGAGCCACCACGGCAGCACGGGUGGGACUCUCAUCCGUCUCGGCAGCAGCAACAACGGCAACAAUCCGGCAUCGAUCGAGCAAGUGACAGUGCCCAAGCUGAGCAUCCAUCCAUCCGGGCCCACGGACCGCACCAAAGUCAAGUCGUUUACCAAGACGCUGCCGCUCAACGACGGCGACGGCGACGGGAGCGAGUCCCCGACCAAGGCGCUCCAAGGCUUUCUACUCGCGCAGUAUAUACUCGACUUUGGCAACGUUGUCACUGGCACGCAUCGCGUCAAGAAGUUUGUCGUGACCAACACGGGCCAUGUGCCCGCCUCGUUCCAAGUGGACAAGAACCUUGCGCUCAGCCGCGGGUUUGCGAUCGACCCGGAGCGGGUGGUGCGCUUACCGGAAAAGAAGGGCGUCGAAUUCAACGUGACGUUUACCGCGCGCAAGAACGGCCGGCAUGGGCCCCACGGCGUCAACUUGCUCCUGGAUGUCAAGAAUGGCCCGCCGAGCUUGGUGACGUUCAAGGCCAACGUGACGGUGCCGGACCUUGUUCUCUUGGCCGACAACCUCGACUUUGGCAAGGUCGUUGUCGGGCGGUCCCAUGUCGUCCACUCGCAGUUCUUCAACAACUCGCCGGUGGUCGUCGAGUGGGCGCUCAAGAAACCCAUGGGGUCGGCCCGCGAUGUCGGGUACUUUCGUAUGGAGCCGACCGGUGGGCUCCUGCAUCCUGGCACACGAUGCAACAUCAAGGUCGAGUUUAUGCCGCUCGAAGGACGGCUGUACCAUGUCAAGGUGCCAGUCAAGAUCUCUUCGAAUCCCAAGACGCGCUCGAUCACGUGCCAAGGCGAAGGCUCGGAGCUUCGGGUCUCGUUCGACCCGCCCAUGGCCGAGCUCGGACCCGUCCUGCCGUGUUCGCCGCCGAUCGAGCGCAUCGUGACCAUGCGCAACGAGUCAGACCACGCGGUUGAAGUCUACUCGCUCGACUUUGAUACGCAGUUCAAGACCGAAGAAGACAUACUACGGGACGCGUCAGGGUACGGCGACGACGACUACCUCCGCCUUCCACUGCGACUGCCGGGCACGGGCUUGCCAGAGCAUAUUUUGGUCGAGUUCAACGAGCGCCACCACGAAGCGCCUCAGCCCGUGGAAGCCGUGACGAGCGCCGAGGCAGAGAUCGAUGAAGAGGACACGCGGUCGCUCCGCGCCAAGGACAAAGCCGUCGACUACAUCUUCCUCGGGCCACCGCUCUGUGGCAAGACCACGCAGGCCAAGCUCAUGGGCGAGAAGGAGCACUUGGUCGUCUGGACAUUUGACGACGCCGUCGCGCUCUGUGCAAAAGACGAGUCGGACAUUGGGAAGCGUGUGCGCAAAGCGUUGGAUUUACCUCCUCUGGCAUGGGAUUUGAUCAAACCGACGACGCCCGACGAGCCCGAGGCGGCGCACGACAAGAAGGGCAAGAAGGACGGCAAGAAGAACAAAGCCGAGGUCGAGGAGGUCAAGGACGAGCCGCCGCCCAUGCCACCGGCGCCCGAGCCGUCGCCGCGCGAAGAAAUGGGGCUCGAUCUGCUCGAGUGGGUGCUGCAGUGGCGUCUCGCGCAGCCCGAUUUUGCCAACGGAAGUGUUCUGGAUGGCUGGUCCACGCAGUAUGGUGCGUACGGUCCGUCGCUUCUCCACGUUGUCGCCAACGUUCUCGGCGGCGCGACCAUCAUCCUACUCGGUAUGAACGAAGACAUUUACGAAGCCCACAUCCUCGCGUGCAUCAAACACGUCGACGAGGAGAUGGACAUGCUCGAGCGUUCGCUUGAUAUGAUGCAAAUGGUGCCCGAAGAGCCGCCUGUCGACGCACCCGAGCCGAUCGAGAUGCCCGAAGAGAAGGAAGAAAUGCGACCGGCGAGCCGCACACGCUUGAAAACGAGCUCCAGCUCCGACACCGUCGUGGUCGAGCCACCGGUCGUUGUCGCCGAGCUGCCACCGCCGACGCCCGAGGCAGCCAUCGACCCGGUGCAAGCCGAGCAAGAGCUGCACACGUACCGUCUCCUCUCGGAGCGCCUGCACGCGUACCUCGACUUGGAGCUCUACGACAAGUACUGCCAAGAACUGGUCGCACAGAAAAAAGAGUGGGAGGCGCUGCUUUUACACUUGCCGGAGGCGCCGGUCGCCGUGCCCGAGGCGCCAGCUCCCAGCAGCGACUCACCCGACGGGGCGUCGAGCGAUCGUAGCUCCAUCGACGAACACCCGUCCACAUCGACCGAUAUCCAAGACGACGAAGCGGACAUGCCGUCGAUGGCGGCCGACUACCCCGAGCAGGUCGCCGACGACGUCGCCGAGGCGCCCGACCACGUGGUCCUGCGAAAGCCGCGGCGGGUCCUCGCGCUCCAUGACGUCAACCUCAACGAAGUGGGGCCGCCACUGCUCUUGCACGGUCUCGUGUUUGCGUCAAUCGAAAAGUACCUGCGCGAGCUCGCGUCGAGCAAGCUCGUGAUGCCGGCGCCGAUGACGUACCAGCUCGUGAAGCGGCCGUACUUUCGAAGCCAGCGCAAGCCCGUGCCGCGCUUCAGCCUCGCGCCGCCGAGUGUGAGUCGUUGGAUUCUGCCGCCGCACGCCGAGACGUCGUUCCGCGUCCUCUUCGCGUCGGCCGAUGUCGGUACGUUUGAUAGCACGCUCGGGUUUGAGAUCCUCGGAAGCAAGCGCGAGGUGAGUCUCUUCUGCCGCGGCGUGUGCGCCGUGCCGUGUAUCAACGCGGACCCGCGCAACGUCUUUAUGAGCCGCGCCAAGCACAAGGCGGACGGCGCCCUCGUCCACAAGAAAUUUGUCCUGUCGAGCGGUGUCUACGAAUUUGGACCGCUUCUGCUUGGAAAAGCCAAGGAUCUCCGACUCGAACCCAUGCCCUCGGACGUCUACAAGGCGACGCGCAAGACGAACGCCGAGGUGUUUCGCAUCUCCAACCCGAGUCGGUUCCGCGCCCACUUGCAUUUCUUUUUUGAGAAGCAGCCGCCGCCGGACGGCGACACCACCAGCGACGCGGCGUCGGACAAUAACGCGACCUUCCUCGUCGAGCCCAAUGCGAUCGAGAUCGCGGAAGGCGACACGGCCGAAGUUCUCGUGUGGGCCUUCCCGGCCAAGAAAGGGCUCGUAGAAGACACGCUCGUGUGCUGCAUCGCCGACAACCCAGAGCCGGUGACGUUUCCGAUCGCUUGCAUCGGGUGCUCGCCCUUGAUCGCGCUCUCGGGGCCAUGGACCGACGACGCCAAGCUCAUCGAUUUCGAGCGGCUCUUGCUCAAUCGCCAGGAAGACAAGACGUGGAGUCUUCGCAACGCGUGCGAGCUUCCGAUCACGUGGCGCCUCGUGCUCGAUGUGCCAGCCGAGUUUGAAGUCGUGCCCCGCGACGGCGUGCUCAAGCCGGGCCAAUCGCAAACCAUCGUUGUUCACUUUAGCGCGGCGACCGAAGGCCUCUUUGACCUAACGCUUCCUAUCGAAUACGCCGACGUCGAGGGCGGGCUUGUCGCAAGCAACCCGCAGCUGCGCCGCGAUAGCAUCAAGGUCACCGCCGAAGCGUACAAGAUUGACGUGUGCUCGUUUGACGAAGAGUCGCCCGACCAAGCGACGGAGAGCCUCAACGGUGUCUUGGAUUUCGGACUCCUCCGCGUGAGCGAUUUGCCGACAAAGUCUUUUUCGCUUCGAAACCGCGGCAAGUACGAUAUCCGAGUGAUGCUCUCGGUCAAGCGCAACAAGGAUUGGUUCAAGAUCGACCCGAUCGACGCGACGAUUGCGCCCGGCAAGAGCCAGAAAAUUGACGUGACGUUUCUGUCGAGCGCGUCGGGCGAGGUCGUGCUCCGUGACUGCAAGGACAUCAAGUGCGUCAUCUUGGAGCAAACGACCGGUGAAGUAUUCAACGAGUUUCCGAUCUUGCUGCACGCGCGCGCAGUGUACUCCAAGUUUCGACUCCAACCCGCGCGCGGCCUCAGCUUUGGCUCGUUGCGCUUCAACGAAGAGAAGAAGGCCAAGCGCCUCGAGCUCCGCAACGACGGUGAGUUCGCCUUCAAGUUUCGCUUCAAAACAACGGACGACGACGCAACGAGCAGUGGCGACGAGACCAAGCCGUUAGUGCUCGGUCAGUUUUCAAUUGUGCCGGCCGGCGGCAGCUUGGACCCCGGGCGCAUCGUCGCGAUCGAUGUGGGCUUUCAGCCCCAUGGCGCAGCUCUCUUUCGCGAAAACGUCCGACUGGAUGUGUCGGGGCGGGACCCGUACAAUGAGAACGAGACGGCGAUGCUGCAGUACGAGAUGACGGGGGAGAGCUGCUACCCGGGCAUCAACACGAGCGACAUGGAGAGCAUCUUUGAAGAGCAGGCUGUUGUCCAGACUUUUGGCUCGGGGCACACGCACUGCUUGGAGCGCAACCAGCCCAUUGCUGUCUUGGUCGGCAAGAACAUUGUCGAGCGGUUCAAGAUUUCGAAUCCGACCAAGGUGCUCGCAACCGUUCGGUUUAGCAUCAAGGCGCCCACCGAGUCGAAAGAUGAGUCGGGCGUCGGCAUGUUUACGGUGCAACCGACCGUGUGGGACAUUCCUCCGCACGAACACCGGUACGUGAACGUCCACUUUAAGCCCACGAGCAUCACGACGUACCACGCGCUCUUUGCCGCGGUCGUCGACGACGGCGCCGACCCGAGUUCGAACGUCCUGCAGUUUGACAUGCGGGGCGAAGGCACGAUGCCGUGCAUCACGAUUGAGAAGCCGACAACGCGCGACGGCAACGUGCUGAGCCUUGCGUUUGGCAAGCAGCGGGUCGGGAAAGGCCGGGAGCUGCCGCUCGUCCUUCGCAACGACGGCCUCGUGCCGUCGACGGUGCUCUUUUCGAUGCCCUCGAGCACCAAUUUCACCUUGCUCGAGGCCGCGGCGACGACGACCGGUCUCGUGUUGCCGCCCAAGAAGACGCACACCGUGUCCGUGCUCUUCAAGCCCAUGAAAGCCCAUGACGACAUGUGCAGCGUGCAGCUCAAGCUCAGCGUGCAGUACAAUCCAUUCGAAGACACGAUCGUCAAGCUCAGCGGCCAAGGCUACAAGGAGCUCGUGACCUUGGACGGGCUCCUCGACGAUGACCGUGUCGUCUUCAACGACGUCGACUUCAAGUGUGCGACGACAUCGACGGUGCGCUUUGGCCUCCGCAACCAGUCGUCGACGCACGUCGUGCGCUUUGGAUUUGGCGCGCACCCGCUGCUCCGGUUCGUGCCGGCGACCGGCCAUCUGUACCCCGGGGCCCACGCGAGCAUCCUCGCGACAUUUGCACCGCCGGCGGGCGGCGCGACGGUCCUCGACCAUGAAAAGAUCCCGAUCACGCUGCGUCGCAUCAAACCGGCGGUCGAGGCGCCGUGGGACGACACCAUGUCGACGCUGUCGUUUGUCGAGGCCGAUGCCACGUCCUCGAACGUCAUCGAGCCCGCUUUUGAGGUGCUGGACCCGCCGCUUCCGCCGCUCACGGCGCUCGUGUGUGCGGUGGCCGACACCUUGCGCUACAGCUGCGAGACGACCGAGAUCGCGUUCAAGAAGACCUUUAUGUUUCAAGCGUGCACGACCAAGUUUCGCGUUAAAAACGACAGCAAAGUGCGCCUGCCGAUCACGUGGACGUGGAGCCAAGAGUUUCUCGAGCUGCCCGACGUCACGUCGGCGUCGAUGGAUACGCCGUGUCCGUUUAGCAUCGAGCCCGACGCCGGCGAAAUAUGUGCCGACGACACGCAGGACUUUUUAGUGCGCUUCGCGCCCAUUGAAGUCGCCCAGUACGUCUACCGGCUCGAGGGGCACCUCAAGAACGGCGACGGCAUUCGCAUUCGCGUGUCUGGCGCGUCGCUUCGGCCCGUGUGCCACGUCGACGUCGAGCCAAGCGACUAUGCGCAGCGGCGGUCGCUGGCGAUGAUAGGGCCCGGCGGCGAGCUCGGGCCCUUGGACCCAAGUGUCCGCGUCGUCGAAAUGGAGUCGCUCGGCAUUCGCGUCCGCAACACGCGCCGCUUCUACGUCAUCAACCCGACCAACGUCUCGUAUGAGUUUGCGUGGGUGCCGGACGGACCGCAUGUGAACCCGGCGUUUCGCUGUGCGACGCCGAAAGGGCUCAUGCUCUCGGGGAAGCGCUGCGAGAUGGUCUUUGAGUUUACGCCAACCCAAAUGGAGCUCCAAGAGAUGUUUUGGCGCCUCAAGAUCGACCAGUUUGGCGUCGACCAACUCUUCCUCUUCGUGGGGACGACGACCGAGCCACGUGUGCUCUUUGACCGCGGCAGCGUCAACUUUGCCACGCUCCUCGUUGGGUCCAAAGCGUCGCAAACCAUCUACUUGACCAACCAAGAGCAUUUGCCCUUCAACUUUGCCUUUGAGAAAGUGCACUUUGGCGGCGAAAAGCCCGUGCUCGUUCUCACGCCGCUCUCGGGUGUCGUGCCGCCCCACGGCCGGACCGCGAUCGACGUCGAGUUUGCGCCUACGGAAGAAAAGCUCUACAACUUCAACCUUGGCUGCACCAUCAAGCGCAAGCCGUCGCGGCUCUCGCUCAACGUCAAGGGCGAAGGGUACGCGAUCCACGACCACGUGGUCGUCCACGACGACACGGCCGCCGGCCUGCUCCUCGACGCGAUCGAGCCGUCGUCGUCGACGUCCAUCGACUUUGGCACGGUCCGCGUGCAUGAAAAAGCCCGGCGCAGCAUCGUGCUCUCGAACGCCGGCAAGUUCAACUUUGAGUUUACGUUUGCGUGGUCGUCGGCCAAACAUCCGAUGCUGACGCUCGAGCCGAGCAACGGGACGGUCCGGAAGAACGACAAGGUGGUCUGCCACCUCACGUUUGCGCCCUCGAAGGAGACGUCGCUCGACGGCCAGCGCAUUAUUUGCACGACCGCCGGCUCGCGCGAGUAUGCGUUCCCGAUCCACGGCAACGCGGUGCCGCCCGCAGUCGACUUUUCGUUCACCGCGCACGACUUUGGUCCGUGCUUCAUCGCCGAGCCGGACGCGGCGCCAAUGGUCGAGACCAUGACCUUGCGCAUCACGAAUAUGGACCACGAAAUGGACAUUAGCGUCGACUGCAGCUAUGAGAAGCGGCCGUUCCUGCACGUCGCCGUCCAGCCCACCGUGCUCGGCCCCCACGAGACGCUCGACGUCCCGAUGGCGUUUACCGCGCGACACGAAGGCCCGUACGAAGAGGUGGUGCCAUUUACGAUCAACGGCAACACGACCAUCAACGUCGUCUUGCGUGGCGAAGGCAUUUUCCCGAAAAUUGAGCUCGCGAUGGCGGCGUCGGUGGUGCAUUUCGGGACGCUGCAGAUCGGACAGAGCGUGAGCCGCAUGCUCAAGCUCGUGAACCGCGCCAAGCGCAAGACGCCGCUCGCCCUUCUUGCGAGCCACAUGCACGACAUUGGCCUGAGCAUCUUUCCGCAAACCGGCAUUUGGAUCAAGCCGCGCGAGUCGCUCGAUGUCGAACUGCGCUUUGCACCGCCGCGGCGCGUCACGCCGUUCGAAGAAGAGCUCUUUGUGGACGUGUGCGGGACAAAGAAGAAACUCGUGACGCUGACGGGGGCGUGCCAGGGCAUGGACGUGCAGUUUGAGACGGAGAACCUCAGCUUUGGACCUGUCGUGCUCGGGUCGCAGCUCGUGCGGCGGCUCCUGCUGCAGAACCGAGGCGACCUCGUGGCCAAGUUUCAGUGGGACCUCAAGCGGCUCGGGCCCGACUUUAGCAUAGCGCCGAGCGAAGGUGUCGUGCUACCGAAUCAAGACAAGUCGUUUGAGAUUACGUUCCGGCCGCUCAAGAUCAACGACGAUAUUCGGCUCGAGAAGAUUUUGUGUGCGAUUGACGGCGGCGAUUUCCUCACCAUGACGCUGACAGGGUCGUGCGUUGGCCAGCUCGAGACGUCGAUCAAAGAGCUCGUGUUUGAGUCCCGCGUCCGGCGGGAAGUCGCAAAGGAAAUCUCGAUUGAAAACAAGACGGCCAGCCCGUGGAACUUGAUUCCAAUCGUGCAGGGCGAGCACUGGCGUUGCGCCGAGAACGUGGCGGUGCCCGCCAACGGCAAAGCCGCCGUCCAGCUCUACUACAUGCCGUUGAGCAUGACGCAAUUUGGCGAGGCAUCGAACGACCGCCCCAAGACGCACAAGGGCUCGCUCUUCCUCGCGAUUCCAGACGGGAGCGCGCUCUCGUACACCUUGGUGGGUACUGCAACCGAGCCGGACGCACUCGACACGCUCAGCUUCAAGACGCCGGCCAAAGCGUCGCUGGCGAUCAAAUUGCCCUUGGUCAAUUGGCUCAAAAAGAGAGCCCAAGCGUUUUACGUCACGAUUGACAACGUGACGCAGUGCGCGUCGACGUUCGUCCAGGGCGCCGACACGAUCACGGUGCCACCGAAUGCGACGCGCGAGUAUGGACUCAAGGCCUUCGCGUACCUCGAAGGCAUGAACGAGCUCAAGGUCACGUUCACCAACAAGGAGAGCGGCGAGUAUGUGUACUUCGACCUGCGCGUCGACGUCACGCCCCCGGGUAUCGUCGAGACGCUCUCGUUCCACGCGCCCGUGCGCCAGAGCAUCAAGAAGCUCAUUACGAUCGAGAACCCGUUCCCGCCAUCCCGCACGAUCACGUUCGACGACAAGAGCUUCUGGAGCUGCUCGUCACCGAGCGUCCGCGUCCGGCGCGUCGGCGAAAUGACGGGCCGGUCCGAAGGGUCGUUCGAGGUCGAGUAUCGGCCGCUACUGCACACGUCCGAGGCGAUCGAGGCAACGCUCACGCUGCGAAGCCCGCAGCUCGGCGAGUACCCGUACAAGCUGUCGCUGGCCACGUCCCCGGCGGGCAUUGAAAAGAUCUUGCACUUUACGGUGCCCCUGGGAGCGAGCCAGACGCAGGCGUUCCGCUUCACAACGUAUGGGUCCAAGCCCAUGGACUUCAAGUGCAGCGUGCAGCAACCCACGUUCUUCAACGUCGCGCCACAGCUCAAGACGGACGCGACGAAUUGGGACGGCAGUGAGCAGACGGUCGUCGUCAAGUUCGAGCCCGAGGCGCUCGGCGACAUUCGCGACACGCUGAUGGUGGCGUCGGACGCGGGUGGCGAGUACAAGUGCACGCUGCUCGGGCAGUCGGUCCCGCCCGUGCCCCAGGGCCCGUUUGUGUUUUCGACGACCCAAGACAUUGAGUUCAAGAACGUCUUUAACGCGCCGCGCGAGUUUGCCUUUGCAAUCGACGGCGCCGGCUUCACGGUGAACGCGGCGACGGUCACGAUCGCUGCCAAGUCGGCCAAGGUCGUCACGAUCAAGAACGUCGACACGAGCGCGCGCGCGGCGCCGGUGACCGGGAAGCUCCUCGUCACGUGUCCGAGCCUGCCCGAGCUGCCGCCAUGGGUCUUUUACCUCGAGGGCGAGAGCCGAGGAAGCUAG